Tupaia belangeri chinensis (Chinese tree shrew) is the source of this 8631-nucleotide messenger RNA. RefSeq names its product nuclear receptor binding SET domain protein 1 (gene NSD1). NCBI's taxonomy places the organism in Eukaryota, Metazoa, Chordata, Mammalia, Scandentia, Tupaiidae. Gene Ontology annotation, molecular function: histone methyltransferase activity; protein binding. The transcript is spliced from 23 exons. Bases 254 to 8347 code for a protein of 2697 amino acids. Gene Ontology annotation, cellular component: nucleus. The record is from RefSeq and is a predicted model, not a curated record.
AGGGACGGGCUGUUUCCAUGUGGCAGAUCUGCCCAGCCAUGGGAAGAUGGAGUUCGCGGAGGCUCACCGAGGCGAGGCCAUUUUUCCAUCCUCAGUCCGAGGAACUUUUUCCGCCCUUGGAAGUGCAGCAGAAAAGGCACAGAGGCCACUAGGCCUCUGAGAAGUGGCUGCCAUUUUGAAGAGAAGAGUCAGAUGGCCUGUUGACUCAAAUUAAUUGCUGUGUUUUUGGAUUCCAGGUUGAUGCUGGCUCAGGAUGGAUCAGACCUGUGAACUACCUAGAAGAAAUUGUCUGCUGCCCUUUUCCAAUCCAGUGAACUUAGAUGCCCCUGAAGACAAGGACAGCCCAUUCGGUAAUGGUCAAUCCAGUUUUUCUGAGCCACUUAAUGGGUGUACUAUGCAGUUGUCGACUGCCAGUGGAACACCCCAAAAUGGUUAUGGACAGGAUUCUCCAUCUUGUUACAUUCCACUGCGGAGACUACAGGAUUUGGCCUCCAUGAUCAAUGUAGAGUGUUUAAAUGGGUCUGCUGAUGGAUCAGAAUCCUUUCAAGACCCUGAAAAAAGGGAUUCAAGAGCGCAGUCGCCAGUUUGCACUUCCUUGAGUCCUGGUGGUUCAACAGCACUUGCUAUGAAACAGGAACUCUCUUGUAAUAACUCCCCUGAACUGCAGGUAAAAGUAACAAAGACUACCAAGAAUGGCUUUCUGCACUUUGACAAUUUUACUUGUGUGGACGAUGCAGAUGUAGAUUCUGAAAUGGACCCAGAACAGCCAGUCACAGAGGAUGAGAGUAUAGAGGAGAUCUUUGAGGAAACUCAGACCAAUGCCACCUGCAAUUAUGAGCCUAAAUCUGAGAACGGUGUAGAAGUGGCCAUGGGAAGUGAACAAGACAGCACACCAGAGAGUAGGCACGGUGCAGUCGAGUCACCAUUCUUGCCGUUAGCUCCUCAAACUGAAACGCAGGAAAAUAAGCAGAAUGAAGUGGACGGCAGCAAAGGAAAAGCAGCCCUUCUCCCAGCCCCCCUUUCGCUAGGAGAUACAAACGUUACCGUAGAAGAGCAAUUAAACUCAAUACAUUUAUCUUUUCAGGAUGAUCCAGACUCCAGUACCAGUACAUUAGGAAACAUGCUAGAAUUACCUGGAACUUCAUCAUCAUCUACUUCACAGGAAUUGCCGUUUUGUCAACCGAAGAAAAAGCCUACACCGCUGAAGUAUGAAGUGGGAGAUCUCAUCUGGGCAAAAUUCAAGAGACGCCCCUGGUGGCCCUGCAGGAUAUGUUCUGACCCGUUGAUUAACACACACUCAAAGAUGAAAGUUUCCAACCGGAGGCCCUAUCGGCAGUACUACGUAGAGGCUUUCGGAGACCCUUCAGAGAGGGCUUGGGUGGCUGGAAAAGCAAUCGUCAUGUUUGAAGGCAGACAUCAAUUUGAAGAGCUACCUGUCCUUAGGAGAAGAGGGAAGCAAAAAGAAAAAGGAUAUAGGCAUAAGGUUCCUCAGAAGAUUUUGAGUAAAUGGGAAGCCAGUGUUGGUCUUGCUGAACAGUAUGAUGUUCCCAAAGGGUCGAAGGACCGAAAACGUGUCACCAGUUCAAUCAAGUUGGAUAGUGAGGAGGACAUGCCAUUUGAGGACUGUACAAACGAUCCUGAGUCAGAACAUGAUUUGUUGCUUAAUGGCUGCUUGAAAUCUCUGGCUUUUGAUUCUGAACAUUCUGGAGAUGAGAAGGAAAAGCCCUCUGCUAAGUCUCGAUCCAGAAAGAUCUCUGAUAAUCCAAAAAGGACUAGUGUGAAAAAGGGCCAUAUGCAAUUCGAAGCACAUAAGGAGGAGCGGAAGGGAAAGAUUCCAGAGAACCUUGGCCUAAGCUUUAUUUCUGGGGAUGUAUCUGAUAAGCAGGCCUCUAAUGAACUUUCCAAGAUAGCAAACAGCCUUACAGGGUCCAAUACUACCCCGGGAAGUUUCCUGUUUUCUUCUUGUGGAAAAAACACUGUAAAGAAAGAACUUGAAACUUCAAAUUGUGACUCUCUGUUGGGCUUGCCUGAGGGUGCCUUGAUCUCUCCACGGUCUGGAGAGAAGAAGAAGCCCCAGCGCGGCCUGGUGUGCAGCUCUAAAGUGCAGCUCUGCUAUGCUGGAGCAGGGGGCGAGGGGAAGCGGAGUGAUUCCAUUAGUGUUUGCACCACUUCUGAUGAUGGAAGUAGUGAUCUGGACCUCGUAGAACACAGCUCAGAGUCUGAUAACAGUGUUCUUGAGAUUACAGAUGCUUUUGAUAGGACAGAGAACAUGUUACCCAUGCAGAGAAACGAGAAGGUAAAGUACUCCAGGUAUCCUGCCACAAACACUAGCAUAAAUGCAAAGCAGAAGUCCCUUGUUACGAACUCACAUACAGACCACUUCAUGGAUUGUACCAAGACAGCAGAGCAAGGGACUGAGACACCUCAGGUUAAUGUUUCUGACCUUACGGUGUCCUCUCUUGUCCACAAACCUCAGUCGGAUUUUAGAAAUGAUGUUCUCUCUCCCAAAUUCAACUCACCUCCAAGCAUUUCCAGUGAGAACUCACUAAUAAACAUUGGGGCUACCAAUCAAACUCUGUUACAUUUGAAAAACAAACAGCCUAAGUUUCGAAGUAUAAAGUGUAAACAUAAAGAAAAUCCAGUUGUGGUAGAACCCCCCAUUACAAAUGAAGACUGCAGUUUGAAGUGCUGCUCUUCCGAUACCAAAGGCUCUUCUUUGGCCAGCAUCUCUAAAAGUGGGAAAAUGGACGGGCUGAAACUACUGAGCAACAUGCACGAGAAAGCCAGGGACCCGAGUGACAUAGAGUCGGCCGUGGUGAAACACGUCCUGUCAGAGUUGAAGGAGCUCUCCUACAGAUCCUUAACUGAGGAUGUCGGUGAUUCUGGAACUUCAAAGCCGUCAAAACAGUUACUUUUUUCUUCUUCUAGUCAAAAUCACCUCCCUAUUGAACCAGACUACAAAUUUAGUACCUUGCUAAUGAUGUUGAAAGACAUGCAUGACAGUAAAACCAAGGAGCAGCGGCUGAUGACGGCUCAGAACCUGAUCUCUUACCGGAACCCUGGGCGUGGGGACUGUUCUACCAGUGGUCCUGUAGGGCCUUCUAAGGUUGUGGUUUCAGGAGCUUCCACCCACAAUUCAGAAAAAGAUGGAGAUGGCACUCAGGACGCCGCACACCCAAGCCCUAGCAGGAGUGGCCCUGCACUGUCGGGGGAGUUGUCUGCCUCCCUACCUGGCUUGGUGUCUGACAGAAGAGACCUUCCUACUUCUGGCAAAAGUCGUUCAAACUGUGUUACUAGGCGCCACUGUGGACGAUCAAAGCUGCCACCCAAAUUUCGAGAUGCCUUUUCAGCCCAGAUGGGAAAGAACACAGUGAACCGCAAAGCCUUAAAGACAGAACGUAAAAGAAAGCUGAACCAGCUGCCAGCUGUGACGCUUGAGGCUAAAUUGCAGGGAGAUAGAGAAAGUGGAGGUGCAGAGAGUGGCUCAGCAAAAGGUGGGGCAGAAGAUCCUGGUAAGGAAGAACCUGUACAGCUAGUCGGCACUUUAACAAGUGAAGAUGGUACUUGUUUUUCUGGCAUUCAUUUUGAUACGAAGGUUAAACAGUCUGACCCUGAUAAAAUUCCUGAAAAAGGCCCCGCUUUUGAAAACAGAAAAGGCCCAGCAUUGGAGUCUGAAAUGAACAGUGAGAAUGAUGAACCCAGUGGUGUAAAUCAAGUGGUUCCUAAGAAGCGGUGGCAACGUUUAAACCCGAGGCGCACUAAACCUCGUAAGCGUACCAACAGGUUUAGGGAGAAGGAGAACUCUGAGGGUGCCUUUGGGGUCUUACUUCCUGGUGACCCUGUGCAGAAGGCAGGGGAUGAGUUCCCAGAACAUAGAGCUCCUCCUCCAACAAAUGCAGUGGAGGAUACACGGACAGAUGCAAAUAAAGCCAGCCGCUUAGAUUCAGUUGGGCCACAGUUGAAUGUCUGUGAUAAAUCUAGUGCCAGCGUCGAUGCUACGCAGAAGGAGCCAGGAAUCCCCAGUUUGACACCACAGACUGAGCUCCCUGAACCAGCUAUGCGGUCAGAGAAGAAACGUCUUAGGAAGCCAAGCAAGUGGCUUCUAGAAUAUACAGAAGAAUAUGAUCAGAUAUUUGCUCCUAAGAAAAAACAAAAGAAGGCACAGGAACAGGUGCACAAGGUAAGUUCCCGCUCUGAAGAAGAAAACCUUCUAGCCCGAUGUCGAUCUAGUGGUCAAAACAAACAGGUGGACGAGAGUUCUUUGAUUUCAACCAAAGAAGAACCUCCAGUUCUUGAAAGGGAGGCUCCAUUUUUGGAGGGGCCUUUGGCUCAGUCAGAACUUGGAGGUGGACAUGCUGAGUUGCCACAGUUGACCUUGUCUGUGCCUGUGGCUCCGGAAGUCUCUCCACGGCCUGCCCUUGAGUCUGAGGAGUUACUAGUAAAAACACCAGGAAAUUAUGAAAGUAAGCGUCAAAGAAAACCUACUAAGAAACUGCUUGAAUCCAAUGAUUUAGACCCUGGAUUUAUGCCCAAGAAGGGGGACCUUGGCCUUUCUAAAAAGUGUUAUGAAGGUGGUCACUUUGAGAAUGGCAUUACUGAGUCGUGUGCUACGUCUCGUUCAAAAGAGUUUGGUGGAGGCACUGCCAAGAUAUUUGAUAAACCAAGGAAGCGAAAACGACAGAGGCAUGCCGCAGCCAAGGUGCAGUGUAAAAAAGUGAAAAAUGACGACCCUUCAAAAGACACUCCAAGCUCAGAGGGAGAACUGAUGACAAACAGGACGGCUGCAAGCCCCAAGGACGCUGCUGAGGACGGUGGUGAACUUGAUCCUGGAAUGCCUUCUUCUAAAAAAAUGCAGGGCGAACGAGGUGGAGGAGCGGCUCUCAAGGAGAACGUCUGUCAGAACUGUGAGAAAGUGGGUGAGCUGCUGUUGUGUGAGGCGCAGUGCUGUGGGGCCUUCCACCUGGAGUGCCUUGGGUUAGCGGAGAUGCCACGAGGGAAGUUUAUCUGCAAUGAGUGUCGCACAGGAAUCCAUACGUGUUUUGUAUGUAAGCAGAGUGGGGAAGAUGUUAAAAGGUGCCUUCUGCCCUUGUGUGGGAAGUUUUACCAUGAAGAGUGCGUCCAGAAGUACCCUCCGACUGUCAUGCAGAACAAGGGCUUCCGGUGCUCUCUCCACAUCUGCAUCACCUGUCACGCCGCUAACCCGGCCAGCGUGUCUGCCUCCAAAGGUCGUCUGAUGCGCUGUGUCCGCUGCCCUGUGGCGUACCACGCCAACGACUUCUGCCUGGCCGCCGGUUCAAAGAUCCUUGCUUCUAAUAGUAUCAUCUGCCCAAAUCACUUCACCCCCAGGCGAGGAUGCCGAAACCACGAGCACGUUAAUGUGAGCUGGUGUUUUGUGUGCUCAGAAGGAGGAAGCCUUUUGUGCUGUGAUUCCUGCCCUGCUGCUUUCCAUCGUGAAUGCCUAAACAUUGACAUCCCUGAAGGAAACUGGUACUGUAACGACUGCAAGGCGGGCAAGAAACCGCACUACAGGGAGAUCGUCUGGGUGAAGGUCGGGCGGUACCGAUGGUGGCCAGCUGAAAUCUGCCAUCCUCGAGCUGUUCCUUCCAACAUCGAUAAGAUGAGACAUGAUGUGGGCGAGUUCCCUGUCCUCUUCUUCGGUUCUAAUGACUACCUGUGGACUCACCAGGCCCGUGUCUUCCCUUACAUGGAGGGGGACGUGAGCAGCAAAGAUAAGAUGGGCAAAGGAGUGGACGGGACAUAUAAAAAAGCUCUUCAGGAAGCCGCAGCAAGGUUUGAGGAGUUAAAGGCCCAAAAAGAGCUAAGACAGCUGCAAGAAGACCGAAAGAAUGACAAGAAACCACCGCCUUAUAAACAUAUAAAGGUGAACCGCCCCAUCGGCAGGGUCCAGAUCUUUACCGCAGACUUGUCUGAGAUCCCCCGCUGCAACUGUAAGGCCACGGAUGAGAACCCCUGCGGCAUCGACUCCGAGUGCAUCAACCGCAUGCUGCUCUACGAGUGCCACCCCACGGUGUGUCCUGCCGGCGGGCGCUGCCAGAACCAGUGCUUCUCCAAGCGCCAGUACCCAGAGGUGGAGAUCUUCCGCACGUUACAGAGGGGCUGGGGUCUGCGGACAAAGACAGAUAUUAAAAAGGGUGAGUUUGUGAAUGAGUACGUGGGCGAGCUCAUCGAUGAAGAGGAGUGCAGAGCCCGCAUCCGCUACGCCCAAGAGCACGACAUCACUAACUUCUACAUGCUCACCCUCGACAAGGAUCGAAUCAUUGAUGCUGGUCCCAAGGGAAACUACGCUCGCUUCAUGAAUCACUGCUGCCAGCCCAACUGCGAGACUCAGAAGUGGUCUGUGAACGGGGACACCCGCGUUGGCCUCUUUGCCCUGAGUGACAUCAAAGCAGGCACUGAACUCACCUUCAACUACAACCUCGAAUGUCUUGGCAAUGGAAAGACCGUUUGCAAGUGUGGAGCCCCGAACUGCAGUGGCUUCUUGGGUGUGAGGCCAAAGAAUCAACCCAUUGCCACAGAGGAGAAAUCAAAGAAGCUCAAGAAGAAGCAGCAGGGGAAGCGCAGGUCCCAGGGUGAGGUCACAAAGGAGCGUGAGGAUGAGUGUUUCAGCUGUGGGGACGCCGGCCAGCUCGUCUCGUGCAAGAAGCCGGGCUGCCCGAAAGUAUAUCAUGCAGACUGUCUCAAUCUGACCAAGCGGCCAGCAGGGAAGUGGGAGUGUCCUUGGCACCAGUGUGACGUCUGUGGGAAGGAAGCAGCCUCCUUCUGCGAGAUGUGCCCCAGCUCCUUUUGCAAGCAGCAUCGGGAGGGGAUGCUGUUCAUUUCCAAACUAGACGGCCGCCUGUCUUGUACUGAGCACGACCCCUGUGGGCCCAACCCUCUGGAACCUGGGGAGAUCCGUGAGUACGUGCCUCCCCCGGUGCCGCUGCCUCCAGGCCCAAGCACCGUCCCGGCAGAGCAGUCGUCCGGGACAGCUGCUCUGGGGCCCAAGACGCCUGAUGAGGCACCUGCUGACACUACCCAAACUCUGCCGCUCUCCAAAAAAGCUCUGGCAGGGACUUGUCAGAGGCCACCGCUGCCCGAAAGACCUCUUGAGAGGACUGACUCCAGACCCCAGCCUUUAGAUAGGGUCAGAGACCUCUCCGGGUUAGGGACCAAACCCCAAUCCUUGGUGUCCAGCCAGAGGCCACCAGACAGGCCACCUGCAGCGGCAGGACCAAGGCCCAUGGUAUCCGACACACCCACCCCAGCACCUGGUCCAAGCUCCCCACCCUCGGUCCGGUCCCAGCCACUGGAACGACCUCCUGGGACAGCUGAGCCGAGGCUGGACAGAUCCAAAGGUGCCCCCAGCCCGAGGCCCCAGGCGCUGGGGAAGGCGCCAGUCCCAGCAGGCCUGAGACCCCCGCCGCCGGACAGGCUGCUCGUCACCAGCGGUCCCAAACCCCAGACUUCCGAUAGGCCCCCAGACAAGUCCCAUGCCUCUUUGUCCCAGAGACUCCCGCCUCCGGAGAAAGUACUGUCAGCUGUGGUCCAGACCCUGGUGGCCAAGGAAAAGGCAUUAAGGCCUGUGGACCAGAAUACUCAGUCAAAAAAUCGAGCCGCGUUGGUGAUGGACCUCAUAGACCUAACGCCCCGCCAGAAGGAGCGAGCAGCUUCUCCCCGUGACGUCACGCCACAGGCUGACGACAAGGUGACCGUGUUGGAGUCAAGCUCAUGGGCUGCCAGCAGAGGCCUGGGGCCUGCGUCGCGAGCUGAGAAAGGCAGCGUGUCGGAUCCUCUUCUGCAGCCAGCUGGGAAGGCAGUGGCCCCUUCAGAACACCCCUGGCAUGCUGUUAAAUCGCUCACCCAGUCCAGACUCCUUUCUCAGCCUCCUACCAAGGCUUUUUUAUACGAGCCAACAACUCAGGCGUCAGGAAGAGCUUCUGCAGGGGCUGAGCAGACCCCAGGGCCUCCCAGUCAAGCUCCGGGCCUGGUGAAGCAGGUGAAGCAGUUGGCUGCAGGCCAGCAGCUACCUGGACUUUCUGCCAGGAGUGGACAGUCCUUCAGGUCUCUUGGGAAGACCUCAGCCUCCCUCCCCACUGAAGAAAAGCUGGCAGCCACAGAGCAGAGUCCCUGGGGCCUGGGGAAAACCUCAUCGGGGGCCGGGCUCUGGCCCAUAGUGGCUGGACAGACACUGGCACAGUCUUGCUGGUCUGCUGGGAGUUCACAGACAUUGGCACAGACUUGCUGGUCUCUCGGAAGAGGACAAGACCCCAAACCAGAGCAAAAUACCCUUCCGGUUCUUCACCAGUCUCCUCCUGGUCGCAAGUGUGCAGAGUCUGGGCACAAAUAAUGCCAGUAAAUGUCACGUGGCCUGACAGGCCACCCCCAGGGUACCAUUUGUGGAGGGAAAUCUUUCUUUUUCCAAAAACAAGCUCGCCCCAACCCUUUCCAGCUGUUAUUCUCUCCUUAUCCCAACACUCAGAACUCUGCUGACGUCCGCAGUGGGUCCGCGGCUGUGCAAGCCAUCCAUGGGGGUCCAUGUGGGCCCCAGCCAAGGAGGGCCACAGGCUCGGGUCUCUUCCCCCGACUUUUACACGUGGUCAACCUGAAAUAAAAAGUCCACUCUGGAGUCAA